Messenger RNA from Cavenderia fasciculata, 1089 nucleotides. RefSeq lists its product as uncharacterized. Gene Ontology annotation, biological process: CAAX-box protein processing. Gene Ontology annotation, molecular function: metalloendopeptidase activity; cytoskeletal motor activity. The record is from RefSeq and is a predicted model, not a curated record. Bases 1 to 1089 code for a protein of 362 amino acids. The transcript has 4 exons. Gene Ontology annotation, cellular component: myosin complex; membrane. Lineage: Eukaryota; Evosea; Eumycetozoa; Acytosteliales; Cavenderiaceae.
AUGUCUCAAACAACAAAUAAUAAUACUACUACAAAUAGGAAUAAGACUAUUCCUGAUACUACUACUACUACAACUACUACUCCUUCUUCUCAAGAUGUUCAAUCGCAACAAACAGUAUUGGGAACAAAAAUGUUAUCAGCAGUUGGGAUUAUAGAAUCUGUUAUUUGUAUAAUAGAAUAUACAGCUACUUUGAUUCUAUUUCAAAGUACAUUGAUAUUGAUUACACAAUAUCUACCACGUGGAUCAUUACCACAUCAAAUCAUGACCAAUACCAAUGUCCUUACAACUCUAUCAUAUACUUGUGAAACUAUUUAUAUCCUCUAUCGUUAUAAAUAUCUAUUUAAAUAUGUUCAAGAUUUACCCAAAUGGUUUGGUAUUACUCCUUUUUCAUUUAAACUUUUAAAUAUUAAAUUUGAUGGAGCAAAAUGGUUUAUGAUAUUACAAAUGUCAAUAUUUAUUGUUUUUCUACUUUUACAAUAUACAUUUGAUUUAUCAUUGUUUUCUCUCAACAAUGUUAUCGAUUCGACUAGUGGUAAUAUUGACUUUGCUCAACUUUCACUUUCACUCUUUGUAGCUCCAGUCUCUGAAGAAAUAUUAUUUAGAGGUAUCAUUUUUUAUUGUUUAAAAAGAAGAAAUAAUAAUUUAAAAUUUUGUGUAUUAACAUCAAAUAUUUUAUUUGGAUUGUAUCAUAUUGUAAAUGCAAUCAAUGCAGACAUGACAAUGUUUUACAUUAAUUUACAAAUUUGGUUGGAUGCCAAGUUUAUGGGUAAAAAGAAACGUAGAAACUCUAGUAUAUCAAAAGUGUUUCUUGGUGACUUUUUAUCGCUCUCUAACAAUGUAUCUAUACUCAAACUAAUAUCUCGUUAUGGUGACAAUCGUAUUCUAUUCUCUGAUGUACUCAUCAAAGUGAACAAACGAAACAAGAUGCAAGAGAGAAUCAUAUUUAUAACGGAUAGUGCCAUCUACAAUGUAACACCAUCAGAUUACAAACUUAAACGACGUAUUGCUAUUGCAUCAUGUUCUUCAAUCUCUAUGAGUACAUUUGAAGAUAACUUUAUUGUCAUUCACGUUCAAGGAGAAUAUGAUUAG